This is a messenger RNA of Aspergillus calidoustus, 2835 nucleotides long. The record is from the annotation of a GenBank genome assembly. NCBI's taxonomy places the organism in Eukaryota, Fungi, Ascomycota, Eurotiomycetes, Eurotiales, Aspergillaceae.
AUGAGGCUCUUCCCCUUGUUGUGCGGAUGUGUCUUGUCUUCUGCUGCUCAAUACGUGGCAGCGGGGGACAGCUCGACCCUUCCCUCUAUCCAGAUAUCGAACCAAUCCCUGACUACUUCCCAUCCGCCUUCUAUCCUCGGUUUCGAAGUCAUCGUCGUGGUAAUGACUGGCAUUGCAACUAGUACCCUCGACAGCGGUAUCGAUCACAAGGGUUUUACGACUUACGAUUGCACCACUUACACUACGGGCGUUACUCACACUUACACUCGUCCCAGAACCUCGACUAUGACGACUACGCAUACCGAAUUGUCAGAGCCUAUUCCCACUACUGGUGGCAGGGGUAUCGGAAUCACAAGCGUCAGUGACAGCGGUUCGAGUAGCACUAGAAGCGUCAGUACCAGCAUCACAACCGACAGCGGCACCGAGAUAACCAGUGCAGGAACAGGCUCAGAUACGAGUGGUUCCCCUCUUCCAAAGUCGUCGGUCCCUAGCACACCCGAGAGCGUUACUUCAUCUCCCGAUUCACUGGCGUCGCUGACCUCAACUACCAUGACCUCUAACCUCAAUGGACAUGGUUCUCUAAUUACUACCUCGAAUACCCCGGGCUUUGCGACGAAUAAUGCGUUCCCUGGCGCGAUUAUGACGACUACUACUGAUGAACAUGGCAAUAUAAUCACCGUCCUGAAUAGUGCUACUCAGACCACGGCCGCCCCAGUUCCCGAUUUCAUUACUACAACUGAUGCUGAGGGCAACAUCAUCCCCGUUUCGAACUGUAUCGAGCUCACUUCUUGCAUUCCCUGGCAAACUCUCUCAAAAGACGCCAUCUCAUCCAGCAUGUCCGCCAUCUCUUCUGAGUUUCGCAAGCUCCUGCCAACGUUCAGCCCUUGGGAGAUAAAUCCGGAGCCGCCCCUUCAGACAAGCAUCAUCAAUGGAGUGCAGGGAGUCGAACAUCGUAUUGAAGACCUUGUCAAGAGACUCGGUGGGGAAAGCCUUCCCAAGUGUCCAGAGAGCAAGCGAGGUCUCUUUGAUAGCCUGUUCGACAUCGCUGCUAAUGCUAUGGACACUAUUAUCAGCGCCUUGAACUGCAUUACGAGCAACACAGAGAGCCUGAAGAAGGAAAUCAAGGGCAUAGAUAUUGAAGCUGUCAAGAAUCUCCUUCCCAGGUUGAUUUCACUCGAUGACAAGCCAACAUCGACGACAAGCCCAACGGUCACUUACAGCACCCGCUCAAGUGUCUCCUCAUCGUCUUGCACAUCGACAACGGCAUACCAGGUCAUAAUCCUCUGUGAGCCAAGCUCGAUCACCUCCGUUGGCCAGGAAAUAGGAACCACAACGUGCCCGUUGACGACAAGCGUUACAACAGCCGAUUGCUCUGCCACAGAUACUACCAUUACUAUCACUAGUACUGCGACUCCUACUGAGACUGCAUGCGCACAGGAGUCAUGCGCUGGCGGAUCAUGUCCUGCUGGAGAUGGAAAAUGGGUGACCAUUAGCCCUAUCGACUGCGCAAAAGUUCCAACCGUUACUGUCGGCGGUUUGCCCUCUGCAACUCGUCGCCCGGAUCACACUGUUCCACCAAGAGUGACUCGCAGGGUUUAUAUCAAGCAUGAUAAUGAUGAGAAUCCCACGAAUUCCCUUCCUUCGCUUUCUGCACAAGGUAGCGAGUUGACCGAGCAUCUCAAAGAUCUUGCAGGACGACUAACCAUAGAGGGGAAAUGGUUGAGCCAUAAGAAUGGCGACACAACAGGAAAAUGGUACCCAUUCGCCAACGAGAAGACAGCCGCGGGAGUUACUGAAGCUUCGUUCAGCGCAUUAGUCAACGGUGACCUCGAAUCUUAUGAGCUUGAACCACUCAACACCCUCAUCGGAACGACGGAAAACCCCGGCCCACUACACUAUACCCUGCAACCAAAGAUCUUCGCUGUCACACCUUUCAAACACGGCGGAAUCGGUCCACUUAUGUACGCGAAACGGAUUGAGUGGUUGCCCGACCAGCUUCACAAUUACCUUUAUCCUGACGGCUCCGGACAAUAUGACCAGAAGCCCGAGUCGAUUCCCUAUAAGAUCGCCCCUCGGUACCUCGCCGAGAACCCUGAAAGCCUUUCAGGAAAGAUCAUCUUGGAGGCCACACUACUCGACCACUAUGAGCAAUCCGAAGGCCAUCUCUCUGCUAUAGGUCGUUGCCGGCUGUGGAUCAAUGGGAAAGAAACUGUUACGUGGGAGUUUUCGUCUCAGGGCUCUGUCAACGCUGUUGGCCAUGGCUUGAACGUACUUAGGGCUCGUGAUAGCCAUUACGCAGGCAUAUGCCCUGUCUCCACGCUUUCAUCGACGCAGACUUCCACCACGUUUACUACGACUACAAAGCAGCCUUCUGCAUCGUUCACAACAGCAAGUCAGUCCCCAACUACAACAUCAGCCACCGAGACCGCCACAGGCGCAGUUCCUCUACCAGACGACUCCAGCCUAAUCGGAAAGCUCCAAUGCUAUGAGCACUCCGACUCCGCCCCAACAACAAUCGACGCACCUACUGUCCAGACCCUAUCUGACAAAUGCUUCGAUGGAACAACCAUCCCCGCCGAGAAGCUCUCCCUCGGCGGUCCCGGAGAGCCCAGUUCUAUCUCCUGGGCUGUCAACAACUACUUCACCGAAAUCAAAUUCGAUCCACGGUGUGAGGGUCCAGCGCAGAACCCGCAGUAUCCUAUGGUGGGGUAUGAUUGUCAGAGUAUCAUCAGGGAGAAUUUCGCAUUGAAGUCUUGUGUGACGAAGAAUGGGUUUGGGGGCAGUUUGAGGGUUGGUUGUUUGAUUUAUAAUUCGUAUGUUAAGGGGGGUGGUUGA